This is a messenger RNA of Porites evermanni, 4487 nucleotides long. The record is from the annotation of a GenBank genome assembly. Lineage: Eukaryota; Metazoa; Cnidaria; Anthozoa; Scleractinia; Poritidae.
AUGGAAUGUCUAGGCGAAGAUGUUUUGUUCGCGAUAUUUUCGUUUUUAGAUGUUAGGGCUCUAUGCUGUGCGAGUCAAGUUUGUCAGCAAUGGAAUCGAAUCUCGAAUUCGAACUUUCUUUGGAGAUCACACGUUAUCCAGCUCUGUACAAAACGUAAGAUCUCAGCUCAUCUGGGCAGAGCUGAAAACUGGAAAAUACGUUAUGUGCAACUUUCUACAGGACGGCUAUAUCCUCGUUCCUCGUCGAAGACGGAAAAGAAAUUAAGCCUCGAUACUUUGAUUGCUAAUCUAUUUCCUGUAAAGACAGCAAAAUUUGUCCAGUUAACGGUCAAGAAACGGCUUCCAAUUCGUGAUUUUGUUGAAAGCCACGGGCACAAGUAUGUGACUGGGAAAGCAUUUUAUCAGCACACGAAAAGCGAGACGAUUAGCAUGAAAAAGAAAAUUUUGCUUCAAGAAAAACUCAGUGGCCAACUUUUUGAAGGAAAUGCUGUUAGAGAGAUACUGGGUCUGAACAAGGAACCACCAGAUUGGAAUAUACAUCCGUCCAAUUUUGAUAGACGCAUUGCAGAGUUUUACAGAGUGUUUGUUCAGAGCACUUCAGUAAAUCGCGCGUUAGUAUCCAAUUCGCUGCUACUUUAUGAAAUUAAAUAAUCAAGCCUUUCUUUUGUAAUCACAAAAACAGUCUGGGAGAAAUUGUGGACUGUGUGCCUGCUGUUAUUUAAUAAGUAAAUUAAAUUUUCCGCGUUUAAUAAGCUGGGUCCUCGGUAGUAUAGUGGUGAGUAUCCCCGCCUGUCACGCGGGAGACCGGGGUUCGAUUCCCCGCCGGGGAGGAGCUGAAUUUUUUUUUCCUCCUUAUUUUGACUCGUGCACUUGUGAUAGAUAUUUCCUCCGAAUUUUUUUGUCUUCAAUACGGUUUUUUUCAGUGGAAGUUUAGAAGUGUGCAUAAAUGUGCUCUAUGGUAAAUGUGAUGUUUUUUUAAAUUUUCUUGCAUUCAAAAACUCCAAUGCAAAGGCCACACUCAAUACGCAUUCAUUGACCAAGUGGUGGAUGUUGGCCAAGUUCUUUUUCUUUUUUCUCUUUUUUUGCACUUUUAAGUACAGAGACUAGUUCAAUAAAAAUGAGAAGAAUGAACAAGGCCAAUGUUCACUUGCUCUUGUAGCCAAUCAGAAGGGACUUCAUAAAAUAGCCAUAUUGCCAUGUAAUAAAUUCACUCUGGGUAACUUUUCUUGCUGAAACCUCGAAAGACUUGGAAAUAAUUCUCAUAACAACUGUACUGAGUUUUACGAAUAGUCUUUCACGCACUAGCCUUUAUUGUAGCCUUAAGACAAGUUUCAUUUAUUCAAACCUCUUCAGUUUGGCUAAAACUGUUACAAUAAAUUCACUGACUUCUCAAUAUUGCGACUUUUAUGUAGAGUAGAACUCCUUGCACAGAUUACUAUUGAAGUUGCUAUAUUUCUAAACCAUUCUGGUUAAUAAUGCCUAUGAAGUGGAAAGAUCUUGCACAAGGACAUUAGUGAUGACCACCUGUCCCUGUCACAGAUCGAAGUGACUGUGCCUACCACAUCCACGUUCUUGUGUUUUUUUUUUUGCUUUUUUGUUAAUGAACAUCUAGGGACUGGGUUCGAAUUCAAUUUUUGUUGUUGUUGUUGUUGUUGUUUUCAUUUUUCAAGGGUAAACUAAGCUGUUUUACGACAGGGCCUUGCCUUGCAUGGGUCUAGAGUCGCGUUUAUAAUUAACUAUAACUAAUUUUUUUUUUUUAUUUUGUUAAUCAUAUGUCUUGUUAAUUCUUUUAUGAUUGCAGUUUUGCAUCAAUAAAGUGUCAAAAAAAAGGAAAAAACCUUUUGUCAAGUUGGACAUGUAUGACAUGAAAACAUGACUACUGGUGCAUUUAGAUGUUAUUAUAUCAAAAUGGAAAUUAGGAAAUUGAGUAAUUUUAUUUUUCAGUGGACAGAAACCUUGUUUUAGAAUUAUUUCAAGCAUAUUGCAUCCUUUUUUAACACUUUUAACUAAAAGUUAUAAGUUAUAUGAAAUAACUCCAAACAAAAGGUUCUUAUGGGAGCCCGAGAAAACAAACUUCAAAAGCUUCAAAUUUCACAAAAUGAAAUCUUGCGCAUGAUGAUUUUACCUGUGUUUUCUCAAUUCCUGUAAAAUUUGAAAUAUAUUUUGUCGGGUUUCCAUAAGGAAUUGUCUUUGGCGUUAUUACAGAUGACUAAUUAUAUCUAUAGCCCUUGAAAAGUGUACAAAAAAAAAGUCAUAUGGCCUAAAAUAUUCUGGUACAAGGUUUUUAUCAGCUGAAAAUUGAAAUUACUUAGUUUCGUGGUGGAUUCUGUCUAAAUUAUUUAUACGCGAUUUUUUUUUCUGUACAUGUAUUUCAAUUUCCUUUUUCUGGUUGAAUUUGAAUUUGGUUUGAGGUAAAAUUGGCUCCUUUCCUCUCCUUGAUCUUAAGCUCCUUUAUAAAAGAUACAUCUCCUGGCUAGCUUUUAAAAAACCAGGGAAAUUUGCUUUCAAUAGUUGCUUUCAAAAUAAAACUCAACAUAGUUAACUUUAUGUGUCAACAAAAGGUAGGAACACACACAAAAAACUAAUUUUCAAUGCCCCCUUUGACUUAAGAUUUUUAAAGACUGGACUUCUUGUUGGUUCAGGUGUGGUUUCUAAUUUGAUGAUGGGUGAUUUUAUUCUACUCCCGUUGCGUAGCAUCCUUAGAUAAAAUCAAAUUAUUCCUGAAAAUUCUACGAGUUUUUGACCAGAACUACAAAAAUAUACCGGUUUGUUUACAUUUGUCUAAGUCAGUCCAUGAACACCGUACUUUUUUCCUCCUUGUGAGUACCAGUUCAAAUUACUGACGUGUCAUGACACCAAAUCGAGGUUACGUGACAAAAAUAUCAGGGGUACAAUGAAUACAACAUGGCGGCAGCGCGUGCAACAUUUCUCUCGUUUGCUGUCGGCUUCUCAUUUGGGAUUUUUGUUGUGACUGUAGUGAGUUACUUCAAUGCUGAUAGAAACUCACAGAGAAUGCUUGUCCAGGUCACUAAGUCUCCUCCACUUAACGAAGAUGACGACUUAGACAUCACGCAUAAAAUUGUUCAUCGCGACAGUAACAAGUUCAAGGUUGAAUCACCAGUGGAUUUUGAUGCAGAUCUUAAAGAUCANUUAAAGACUGGACUUCUUGUUGGUUCAGGUGUGGUUUCUAAUUUGAUGAUGGGUGAUUUUAUUCUACUCCCGUUGCGUAGCAUCCUUAGAUAAAAUCAAAUUAUUCCUGAAAAUUCUACGAGUUUUUGACCAGAACUACAAAAAUAUACCGGUUUGUUUACAUUUGUCUAAGUCAGUCCAUGAACACCGUACUUUUUUCCUCCUUGUGAGUACCAGUUCAAAUUACUGACGUGUCAUGACACCAAAUCGAGGUUACGUGACAAAAAUAUCAGGGGUACAAUGAAUACAACAUGGCGGCAGCGCGUGCAACAUUUCUCUCGUUUGCUGUCGGCUUCUCAUUUGGGAUUUUUGUUGUGACUGUAGUGAGUUACUUCAAUGCUGAUAGAAACUCACAGAGAAUGCUUGUCCAGGUCACUAAGUCUCCUCCACUUAACGAAGAUGACGACUUAGACAUCACGCAUAAAAUUGUUCAUCGCGACAGUAACAAGUUCAAGGUUGAAUCACCAGUGGAUUUUGAUGCAGAUCUUAAAGAUCAUCAUCACCAUCUCUCCUUAAAUAAAGAAGCUCUGAAGGAGCAGCAGGAAAUAAGAAUUCUUUGCUGGGUGAUGACAAGUCCAGAAAAUCUUCCUAUCAAAGGAAAACCAGUCAAGGAAACGUGGGGAAAGAGAUGCAAUGUUCUUUUGUUUAUGAGCUCUAAAGAUGAUCCUAGUUUCCCGGCGAUCGGGCUGGAUGUCAGUGAGGGUCGCGAUCAAUUGUGGCGUAAAACCAGAGCAGCUUGGGAUUACGUCUAUGAGCACCACAUAAACGAUGCUCACUGGUUUAUUAAAGCGGACGAUGAUACGUUCGUCAUAAUCGAAAAUCUCCGCCACCAGGUUUCAAGUCUGGAUUCCGAGAAACCCCACUAUCUAGGAAGAUACUUCAAGCCUUUCGGCGGAUACAACAGUGGCGGAGCUGGUUAUGUGUUCAGCCGAGAAACUUUGCGUAGAUUUAAGACAGCACUAGGUGAUUCCUCUAAAUGCUCUCAACAAUCAUUUGCAGAGGAUGUGGAGGUUGGGAAAUGUCUGAAUGCAAUGGGUGUCAAGCCGGCAUAUACCAGGGAUAAGAGUGGUAGAGAAACCUUCAUGCCGCUUCCCCCGGAACAUCACCUUAUCCCUGGGUAUCUAAACAAAGAUUUUUGGCUUUGGAGUUAUGACAAUAAUCCAUACAAAGAUGGACCAGAAUGUUGUUCUGAUCAUGCCGUGACUUUUCAUUAUAUUAAUCCCAACAUGAUGUACGUGUUGGAGUAUUUAGUUUACCAUCUUAGACCUUAUGGAAUGAUUCAUGAUGAUCACAGUUCU